This is a messenger RNA of Blepharisma stoltei, 2002 nucleotides long. NCBI's taxonomy places the organism in Eukaryota, Ciliophora, Heterotrichea, Heterotrichida, Blepharismidae. The record is from the annotation of a GenBank genome assembly.
AUGGAAUACGUAAACAGCGGCGAGCUCUUCGACUACAUUGUAAAGCACUCAAGACUAGAAGAAGCGGAAGCCUGCAAAAUCUACCACCAGAUUAUUGCUGGGAUUGAAUACAUUCAUAAGUUGAAUAUUGUUCAUAGAGAUCUGAAGCCAGAAAAUCUGCUUCUUGAUCACAACAAAAAUAUAAAAAUUGUUGAUUUUGGUCUUAGCAACACUUAUAAGCCAGAUGAGCUCUUAAAAACGGCUUGUGGCAGUCCUUGUUAUGCAGCCCCAGAAAUGAUCGCAGGAAAAAAAUACGCAGGGAUUGGGGUUGAUAUAUGAAGCUCAGGGGUUAUUUUGUUUGCUAUGAUAUGUGGAUAUCUGCCAUUUGAAGACCCAAAUACUUCGCAGUUGUAUAAAAAAAUUUUGGCUGGGGAUUACCAUUGUCCGAAGUUUAUUUCAAAUUCAGCGAAAGAGUUUUUGAAAGGGAUUUUAAACACUGACCCUGCAACUCGUUGGAAUAUUGAGCAGAUAAGAAAGCACGCUUGGUUUACCCAGGUUGCGCAAGAUGUAAGCUUAGGGAUUCUGGUGGGAUAUGAUAACAUUUCAGUCGACCAAAGCAUUUUAAAGCAGCUUGAAAAGUUUGGUUAUGACCUGGAGCACACAAGGAAAUGCUUACUCAGUUUGAUUACUCCCCCCCUUUAAACUGGAACAAAACGUCAGUAAAUUUUCCAUUUUUUUUUUUGUAUUUUAACCCUUUUAAACUGGAAAAAAAAUUCAAUAGGAAAAUUUGAUAGGUAAAAAUACUAAUUUUUAUAAACUUAAUUUUGGCCUAAUUUAAUGGUAAAACUGUAAUUAGAGUGCUAUUUAAACAGUUUCAGACUAAAUAGAUUAAUUUUUUGGAUUAAUUGUUUAUAAAAAUAAAUUAAAAUUCAAACUAUUGUGCUCAAUUUAUAUUUUUGUUAAAAUUUUUAGAACAAAAAACAUAAUUGUUUUUUAAUAAAAAAAGUUAACCCCCCUUUAAAUUCGAACAAGAAUUUUUGUUCCAUUUUAAACGAGGAGAGUUAGUAAGAUAUUUUUGUUCUCAAGUAAUGUUCAUUUAAUUUUUUUAAAAAUCAAAAUUUGAAUGUUAUUAAUAUCAUAUUUGUCGUAAAUAGACAUCUAUUGAGUAUUUUGAUUAAUAAAAUUUAAAUUUGAUUUUUCAAAAUUAUAUGGAUUGCCAAAUAUAUUGGCAAGCCACCUAAUAUCUGGCUAAAAAAUAAUUCUUUGUUGAGUCAUUAAUUUUAAACUAAUAUAUGCAUCAAAAUAUUAUAUAAAAAUAAUUUUUGAAGUCAUCAUAAAGUAGAUUUUCAAUAUUUUUUUCUCUUGAACCAAGGGCUUGUUAGAAGCAAACAAGCAUAAUCAUGUGACAAGUGCUUAUUAUUUAUUAUUGAAAAAGCAUUUAGAUCAAGGCGGGAUUUCAGUUGCAGAUUAUUCCUACAUGUCUGAGCAUGAGCUAGCUCUUAUGUCAAUCAAACCAAAUCUAAAGUUAAACAAAACUCUUGCUGUGGCAGCUCCUCAUCCUCCUCAAGACAAAGGCCAAGUCCUCACUCCUUUUCCAAGGCACCGAAAGUACAUUGAAGCAUCUGUGUCAAGAAGAGCCGAAAGUAUAGGGAACAAUAAAGAUUACGAUUUCAUCAAUCAAUUAUUUGCAACCCAAAAUCUUCAUAAGAAAAACGCUUCUCAACACGUCGCAAAAAGUUCAUCUAAAGGUAAAGAAAGAUAUUCAGCUUCUCCGAACACGAAAAACUCGAAAUCAAAACAAAUGACCUAUCGAUUUCCUAAUAAAAAAAUAGCGACUCCAAGGCCACCAAGUGUUUCUAAGAAUUUUGAAGAGAAAAGAAGAGGGAGAAGCAGCAUAAAUGACAGCUUUGGGAAAGGUCUGGACUUAAAUAUAACCUAUAGGUUUAGCCCAAGAGCGUCUUCAGCAAUUGAUGGGAAAAAAAGAUAUAGGUCUAAAAGAGAAUCUUCUUUGGGAAUCAAAUAG